AUGCAGGGUCAGACAAACAAUGUCGGUCUCAAUGUUCACACCGUUUACAAUGUUCCACAGUCUACUCAGCCUCUAAUGUUUACCCUUGCCGAGCUCGCUGCUGCUUUGCAGUUGAUAAAGGACCAGAAUGACAUCUUCAAUUCUCAUGAGGAUGACGGUCCUGAGCCCAUCCCUUCGCCUUCUCAUGGAGGCUGUCCUGCAUGUGUUUUCCGUGCUCAUCGCCACACAUGCUAUGCAUGUGGCACGAACAUCGCCGAAAUCAUCUGUACCAUCCACAUGACUACUGAGCUUUCCCCUGAAGAACUUGCCACCAGUAGCCGUUCUGAUUUUGAGGGGGUACCUGGGUCCUGA
This is a messenger RNA of Suillus subalutaceus, 351 nucleotides long. RefSeq lists its product as uncharacterized. NCBI's taxonomy places the organism in Eukaryota, Fungi, Basidiomycota, Agaricomycetes, Boletales, Suillaceae. The transcript has 2 exons. The record is from RefSeq and is a predicted model, not a curated record. Bases 1 to 351 code for a protein of 116 amino acids.